This is a messenger RNA of Exaiptasia diaphana, 1476 nucleotides long. Its product is annotated as phytanoyl-CoA dioxygenase domain-containing protein 1. Lineage: Eukaryota; Metazoa; Cnidaria; Anthozoa; Actiniaria; Aiptasiidae. Bases 181 to 1014 code for a protein of 277 amino acids. The record is from RefSeq and is a predicted model, not a curated record. The transcript is spliced from 10 exons.
GGAGUGUAUUAGGGAACUUCUGGAUAACGUGUAUAGUGUGUAUAGGGUUAGUUUCUUCUCUCUAAGGGGACAGCCUAUCAAUAAAGGUACAAGCACGUUAAGGCAGUACUGAAAGAUCAGACCCAGUGAGACCCAGUGACUUGCACGAGACCAAGUGACAUUGUGUUACAGUCACGCAAGAUGUCCGACAAGUACACAAUUCAGUGGCCUGAAUAUGAAUCUUUGGACGACUGGUUGAAAGCACAGCCUACUGAAACAUGGAAAGAAAGCUUUGAUAGGGAUGGAUAUCUGGUUGUUCACAAACUGUUGAAUGAAGAAUUUGUCAAUAUCUACAGAGACGUCUACAUGAAGCUUAUGAAUGGCGAUAUUGACACAGAUGCACAUAGACAUGACCUUGGGGGUCAUGUGUCUCGUAAAAGUCAAAAAGUUGAAAACAUUUGUCAGAUAAUGUGGCCGARUAUCUACAUCCCGUCGUUGCUUGAGGGUCCACUGCAUGAAAGAGUCCGUGCUGUUAAUCAUAUUAUCGUUGGUUCUGAUGCUGUAUUUGAUUUCGACAUGCUUAUUGCUAAGGCUCCAAAGACCUCCACCACGACACCAUGGCAUCAAGAUGAAGCCUACUGGCCUAACAUGCCUGAUAAAAGAGCUGCUUCGUGUUGGGUUGCCAUGGACAACGCUACGGUCGACAAUGGCUGYAUGUGGUUCGUUCCUGGAUCCCAUAAACUGCCUUUGAGACAACAUCGGUCUGCUGCUCAAGGAUCUCAUGUACAACAGUGCGACUGUUCAGAGGAUGAAGGUAUUGCCCAGCCCAUCCCGGCCGGUUCGUGUACAUUUCACUYAGGACGAACUCUACACUAUACACGUGGGAAUGUAACUGAUUCAUAUCGAAGAGCGUACAUUACKAACUACAGGCCCGCGGCCAUGGUAGAAUGGGAACGAGCUAAUAAAUUUUCUCAUGGAAAAGAGGGAAUCGAUGUACUACCUCGAGAAGGCGUGAAGAUUGUCAAAAGACAUUGAUUAAUCUUGUAARACGAAAAACUACCUCUAAAGGGGUUUUCAGAGCUAAUGGACAUUACACCGAAGAUCUCCACGUUUAUUGAUGAAUAGUUUAAUAUAAAAAUAACCGAUCAAAUUUAGCAUUUCUACUCAUUAUUUUCUCAUACCAGUAGUUGUUCGUGUAUUAUUUUCUCCAACAUUUUUUUUAAUGCGUUUUUCCGAUUUGUAMUUAUGCAAUUCAUUGAUGAUAUCAGAACGAAAGGGUUCUAGGACGCAACACUCUGGCAUACAUGAGGUCAAAUUAUAACCUUUUUUAUCCUAACAUCAUGUUUUCAGAAGAGAACGAACAUACAAUGUGAAAAAAUGUCCUUGAGUCAUUGCUAUGACUUCAAAAUUCGAUUUUUUUUCCUGUUGAAAUUUGAAAAUAUAUUCUGGCGUGUUUGAAACCACAAUAAAUUACCUUGUGUUCCUGUUUAACCGAAA